Molecule: messenger RNA, 1506 nt
Organism: Colletotrichum karsti
Lineage: Eukaryota; Fungi; Ascomycota; Sordariomycetes; Glomerellales; Glomerellaceae
Product: indoleamine 2, 3-dioxygenase
Exons: 1
Coding region: 1-1506 (501 amino acids)
Biological process (GO): 'de novo' NAD+ biosynthetic process from L-tryptophan
Cellular component (GO): cytoplasm
Molecular function (GO): heme binding; metal ion binding; indoleamine 2,3-dioxygenase activity
Source: RefSeq, a predicted model, not a curated record
AUGCUUCCUCCCAUCCCCGUGCUGUCCGACUACGGAAUCUCACCCGACCAUGGAUUCCUACCGGACGUUCUUCCACUGACCCGACUGCCGGAUCCCUAUUAUAACAAGUGGGAGGCCGUCGUCGCCAAUCUUCAGGCGCUGGUUCUUAGUCGUCGCCUUCGUCCUGUCGUCGACCGCCUGCCGGUUCUCUCCACCAUCGGUCUGGAACACGACGCAGAAUGGCGGAGAGCCUACUCUCUGCUGUGCUUCAUGGCACACGCCUACGUCUGGGGCGGCGAUGAGCCCUGCGACCAGCUUCCCCCGGCCAUCACCGUCCCGCUCCUUGAGGUUUCCGACCACCUGGAAUUGCCUCCGGUCGCCACCUACGCCGCACUUUGCCUGUGGAACUUCAAGCCUCUCUUUGUUGAUGAGGACAUUGACAACCUUGAGAACCUCGCUACUCUCAACACCUUCACCGGUUCCCUGGACGAGUCUUGGUUCUACCUUGUUUCUGUCGCCAUCGAGGCGCGUGGUGCUCCCAUCAUCCCGCUCAUGCUGGAUGCUGUGGCAGCCGCCCGCCAAGGAGACUCAGCUACCGUCACCCGCAGCCUGCGCAGCUUCGCCGAGCGCAUGACGGACCUGACCAACAUCCUGCAACGCAUGCACGAGAGUUGUGACCCCAACAUCUUUUACAACCGCAUCCGCACCUUCCUCGCUGGCAGCAAGAACAUGGCCGAGGCCGGACUCCCCAACGGCCUCAACUAUGAAGACGGCUCCGGCAAGGAGGACUACCGCCAGUACAGCGGCGGCAGCAACGCUCAGAGCAGUCUCAUCCAGUUCUUCGACAUCAUCCUCGGCGUCGACCACCGACCGACGGGCGAGAAGCGUGACCCCUUCUCCGAGUCGGAACGUGAGUCUCGGGCCCCCGUCCCGCAGCACAACUUCAUCAUGGAGAUGCGCCGCUACAUGCCGGGCCCCCACGCCCGCUUCCUCAAGGACGUCUCCGGCAUCGCCAACAUCCGCGAGUUCGUGGAGUCUCACAAGCAGGAUCGCCAGCUCUGUCUGGCCUAUGACGCCUGCUUGGCCAUGCUGAGCGCUUUCCGCGACAAGCACAUCGCCAUUGUCACUCGCUACAUCAUCUUGCCGUCGCGCGAGGUGCGUGCCCGCAGCAGGUCGAGAAGCCCCGAGGCCGCACGCCAGCGCGUCAACCUGGCCACGGCUUCGCGUCAGCGCCAGUCCAACGCCCAGGGUAACAACCUGGAUGCUAACCCCAACAAGAAGAAUCUGAAGGGCACCGGCGGAACCGCCCUCAUCCCGUUCUUGAAACAGGCGCGAGAUGAGACCGGCGAGCCGGCCGUCGAGGAAUGGACCCGCCGCUUCAUGAAGAGGACUCACAAGUCGGAAGGCAAGGGGGAUUUCUUCCUGGGCAAGCCGGAACUGCCCGGCCCCGUCGCUGAGGUCGAGGUGAGCGGCUUGGCCGGCACCUGGACCGUCGACGACGACGUCGGCGGCAUUUGUCACUACUGA